CCCACAAACACCUCCUCUCUCAGAUGCUAGUCACUGUAUCUUUUUAAGAAACUUCCCCUUUACUCUUUGUAAAUAAUUUUUUAUGUAUUUUAUCUUCUUGCCUAGACUCCUUAGAAGCAGGGCUAUGUUUGACUUAGCUUUCUAUCUCCAUAGUGACUAGUGUUUCUUAACCGUUUGUGGGAAGUCAAUACAGUAAGUACUUGCUUGAUGAAAAAAAUUAAUGAAUUAGAAAAGAAGAAACCUUUAAGCCUUCAUAGCACUGAACUUUUUCUUCUUUUAAAGAUGAAUGGGGCUUUCUUGGGUCCUCUCUUCCAAGAUGACCAAGAAAAGAAGGAACAAUGGUCGUGCAAAAAAGGGCGACAUCCAUGUGCAGCCUAUUCACUGCACCCACUGUGACCGAUGUGUGCCCAAGGACAAGGCCAUUAAAAAGUUCCGCAUUCGAAAUGUAGCAGCCACAGCCACAGCCAUUAGGAACAUUUCCGAAGCAAGUGUCCUCAAUGUCUAUGCCCUCCCCAAGCUCUAUGUGAAACUACAUUACUGUGUGAGCUGUGCCAUUCACAGCAAGGUGGUCAGGAAUCCUCCUCCUGAAGCUCAAAAGGACCCAACACCCCCACCUGAUUUGGACCUGCAGACGCUACCCCAUGACCGCCAUCAAAGCUCAUGUAAGGAGCUAAAUCCUAAGGACUAAAGAAAAGUUCUCUGGAAAAAAAUAAAAUGGAAAUUAUGUUUAAAAAAAAAAAAAGAUGAAUGGGUAUGUUAUAAAUUUAGUAUAUAUG
Molecule: messenger RNA, 776 nt
Organism: Miniopterus natalensis
Lineage: Eukaryota; Metazoa; Chordata; Mammalia; Chiroptera; Miniopteridae
Source: RefSeq, a predicted model, not a curated record